Spea bombifrons (plains spadefoot toad) is the source of this 3643-nucleotide messenger RNA. It is a transcript of the gene INPP5D, whose product is annotated as inositol polyphosphate-5-phosphatase D. Lineage: Eukaryota; Metazoa; Chordata; Amphibia; Anura; Pelobatidae. Gene Ontology annotation, molecular function: phosphatase activity. Bases 73 to 3381 code for a protein of 1102 amino acids. The transcript is spliced from 27 exons. Gene Ontology annotation, biological process: phosphatidylinositol dephosphorylation. The record is from RefSeq and is a predicted model, not a curated record.
GAGAAGGCACUGGAGUGGAUGCAGUCUGAGGGGGUGCUCCGCAAACACUGCAUCUAACUGACACUUCCUGAGAUGUCUAACAGCUGGUACCAUGGAAACAUCACUCGCUCCAGGGCUGAGGAUCUGCUGUCACAAGCUGGAAAGGAUGGGAGUUACUUAGUGCGAGACAGUGAAUCCGUCUGCCGUGCAUAUGCAUUGUGUGUGCUAUAUCAGAAUUGUGUGUAUACCUACAGGAUUCUACAGAACUCGGAGCAGCAGCUGUCGGUGCAGGCUUCUGAAGGUGUUGCAAUGCGUUUGUUUACAAGCCUGCUGGAGCUCAUUGAGUUUUACAGGAAUGAGAAUUUGGGGCUGGUUACACACCUUCAGUAUCCCAUACUGAAGGAAGAUGAAGGACCUGAAGAGCCUGAUGAAGAACAGGAACAAGCUCCCCCAGAUGUGCCACCAAGAAACUUUGCCUCUACCUUGGUAUCAGCAGAUAUCAAGGAAAUUCAGAUGACUUUGGAGAAACCUGCCCUCGGGAAUUCUUCCCUUCUCCUCUCAGAAACUCUGCUACAAAGGCUUCAGGAUAUUGACAGCCGUGGGGUUCCUGAGGAACAUUUGCAGGCUAUACGUCAGUAUCUGUCUCUCCACAUCAGUAGUGAUUGUGAGAUGGCACGGAAUGGGUGCCAGAGUCUCCCUCAACUGAAAAAGCUUCUAAUGACUUUGUGUUCUGGCCUUUACAGUGAGGUGACCCGAACGUUACCUAUCCUGGAGUCCCUGCAGUCUACGUUUGAUUCACAGCUGUCUCCGGGAUUUAGGCAGCGAUCUCCACUAUCCGGUGAUUCGAACACUAAUCAUAUGAUUAGUAAACUAACCCAGCUCACUUCCCUAGUCUCUGGCCUUGAAGAGAAGAUGAAAACUUUGAUAACGGAUGGUACUGUGGUGAAGCAUAGACGAUCGCUGAUCCCACCCAUUGUAUUUGAGGUUAAAGCAGAUUCUCUGGGUAUAUCCCAAAAAACACACCUGAAGGUUGAUGUGGAAACUGGAAAACUCAUCAUCAAAAAAUCUAAGGACGGUCCUGAUGAUAAGUUCUACCCCAGCAAAAAAAUUCUGCAGCUAAUCAAGUCUCAGAAGUUUCCCAAUAAACUUGUAAUUGUUCUGGAGACAGAAAAGGAAAAGACACAUAGAAAAGAAUAUGUAUUCUCGGACUCAAAGAAACGAGAAGGCUUUUGUCAGCUUCUCCAACAAAUGAAGAAUAAGCACUCAGGCCAGCCUGAACCAGACAUGUUAACUAUUUUCACUGGAACUUGGAAUAUGGGAGCUGCUCCCCCGCCAAAGAGGAUCACAUCCUGGUUCAUGUGUAAAGGUCAAGGCAAGACCCGCGAUGAAACAGCAGAUUAUAUAGAGUAUGACAUCUAUGUUAUUGGUACCCAGGAGGACCCACUAUCCGAGAAGGAAUGGGUGGAUAUCCUGUUACGAUCUCUAAAUGAAAUUACCUCAUCCGAGUACAAAUUGAUCACUAUACAGACGCUCUGGAACAUUCGAAUUGUUAUCUUGGCAAAGCAGGAGCAUGAACAUAGAAUCAGUCACGUGUGUACUAACAGCGUGAAGACAGGCAUUGCCAAUACACUGGGCAAUAAAGGAGCAGUUGGAGCCUCUUUUAUGUUCAAUGGGACAUCGUUUGGCUUCAUAAACAGCCACCUAACCUCUGGCAGUGAAAAGAAGCUCAGGCGGAAGCAGAAUUAUUUUAACAUCUUGCGUUUUCUGGUUCUUGGGGAUAAAAAACUCAGUCCCUUCAAUCUCACGCAUCGUUUCACUCAUCUUUUCUGGUUAGGGGACCUCAACUAUCGAGUUCAACUUCCUAAUUCAGAGGCAGAGAACAUUGUCCAGAAGAUUAAGUUGCAGCAAUAUCAGGAGCUGCUUCCAUAUGACCAGUUGAACAUGGAACGCAGGGAAAGCCAAGUGUUUCUGCACUUCAAUGAGGAAGAAAUCACAUUUCCACCGACAUACCGAUUUGAUAGAGGAAGCAGAGAACGAUAUUGUUACACAAAACAGAAAGCAACAGGGAUGAAGUACAAUUUGCCUUCGUGGUGUGACCGGGUUCUCUGGAAAUCCUACCCUCUGAUGCAUGUUUUAUGUCAGUCGUACGGAUGCACGGAAGAUAUAACUACCAGUGAUCACUCUCCGGUAUUCGCCACGUUUGAAGUUGGUGUAACUUCUCAGUUUGUUUCUAAAAACCGUCCUGGCGAUCCAGAUUCACAGGGACACAUUGAACUGAUGAAUUGCAAGGCCGCUUUGCACACCAAGAGCCAUACAAAGUUCUACAUAGAGUUCCAUUCUUCCUGUUUAGAGAAUAUGGUGAAGAGUCCAGAGUCCGAGGACCAGGAGUCAGAUAAUGGGAUGCUAGUGGUGAAGUUUGGGGUUCUUCCCAAGCUUACACCAAUUAUCUCCGACCCUGAAUAUCUCCUGGAUCAGCAUCUUCUGGUUUGCAUCAAAUCUUAUGACACUGAUGAGUCCUAUGGUGAGGGCUGCAUUGCACUGAGAAUGGAAGACCCUAAACAGCAGGUCUCAUUUUUUACCCCUUUGGCACAUCAUGGGGAAGCGACAGGAUACCUCCAGGGAGAGAUCUGUCUCCCUGCAUCUGAGGGCAAGCAACGCGAGAAACUAUAUGAUUUUGUCAAGAUUGAAAAAGAUGAAACUGUGGCACACAAACAACCAAAACCUCAAAACAACCAACACCUGGAACAAACUUGGAGUUUUAAAGGUUUCGUUGAUAAGAGUUCCAUAAUGGCUCGGAUGCUUGGUGUGCAGGUGUGUCCCCCAGAAGCACACAGCAGCAUAGAUCAUAGUGGAUCCAUUCCAGUCUUCUCAGGUCAGGUAAAGCAGAGUCCCCCAGAUACUCCACCUGGAUACCGAGGAAAUGAACAGCGUCCCAAACCAGGAUCCCCAGUACAAGGACGUGGGGAUAACCCCAUAACGCCGCCACCUCGCUCCACUGCACCAGCACAAAAGUUCACACACCCCAACACGGCCCGUACGGGCCUGACCGUCCGCCAGCAGGAUUCACACAGAACGGCAAAUCCAUCUGACACUCACGAAAUGGUAGAUAAUCCUUUAUACGGUGCAGUUAGUGGUGCUCUCUACCCUCCUGCAGUCCAGGUUAGAUCUCUGAAACCCCCGGAACCCAUGGCCCGACCUUGCCCUGCCAUCCGCCCACGUUCCAUGACUUGCUCCUCUACAGACAAGAAGCCUGCACCUAUGGACAAAACAACAGUUAAAAAUACCCUAUUUACCCCUGCCCCUCAGGCUACCCCUCGACCAGAAACUGUUCCAACUUUACAAAAGCAGCGUCCACCUGUGCCAGCCAAGAUCCAAGCCACACGCGAGAGUCAGCACACCUAGAUUUGUCAUGGGGCAAUACUAAUGGUACAUCUCUUCCCCACGAUCGUUAUAGGGGUCUAUUUCAAUGUGUUAAAUAAUUAUUUGUAUUGAGCACCCUGAUUGAUAGUUAAUUACUUCAUAUCUGGAUUCCCUGUAGAGUGCGAGCUCUAAAAUUCAAAAAAUGAUGAAUAAUGGCCUUAUGAAGAAGUAAUAUCUACAGACACGUAAUAUGAAAUCCUUUGGAGGCAAGUUGUCUGAUGGUGGUUUGCUCCCUCUGAAGGUC